Prunus dulcis (almond) is the source of this 861-nucleotide messenger RNA. Its product is annotated as protein PAM68, chloroplastic. The record is from RefSeq and is a predicted model, not a curated record. The transcript has 2 exons. NCBI's taxonomy places the organism in Eukaryota, Viridiplantae, Streptophyta, Magnoliopsida, Rosales, Rosaceae. The coding region runs from base 133 to 795 and encodes 220 amino acids.
CUCUUCUUCACGGCCCUUCAAAUCCGUCUAUUUUUUAAGGAAAUGAUAAUACCGGAAAUCCCCAUGCCAAGUUCUUGCUCUUUCUGAACACCAAGGCUUCCAUUUCAAAGAGCACUAGCAGAACCGAAGCCCAUGGCUGCAAUUGCAGGGCUAUCUUCAUGGUCAUCCAAGCCCUCUCCAAUUAGUCCAUCGCAACACCAAGCAUCAUCUAGUAAGAUUAGUAUUAACCCUUGGACUUUCUCCAUCACCAACAGUUUGAAAGAAAUAACAAAAACCCACUACCCAAUCUCUACAACAGACCAAAACCAGAAGUUUUUUUCUCCCUCCACACACUUAAAUGCAACCUUGCGGAGCCCAAGAGGCUUUGGCCCUUCCCCAAAGAAAAAGAAAAAGACCAAGAAGAACACUAACCAAGACAAUGACAGCGAUGAAGAUGAAGAUGACGAUGAGGACGAGGAAGAGGACGAGCGGGAGGAAGGCGUAAUACCGGAGAUCGUGACAAACAGGAUGAUUGGGAGGAUGGGGUUCACAGUUGGGGUACCAUUGUUUCUGGGGCUCUUGUUCUUCCCAUUCUUCUACUACUUGAAAGUUGGCUUGAAAAUAGAUGUGCCCACUUGGGUGCCCUUCAUAGUGUCGUUUGUGUUCUUUGGGACGGCCCUUUUUGGGGUCAGCUAUGGGAUUGUGUCCUCCAGUUGGGAUCCUUUGAGGGAAGGCUCCCUCUUGGGUUGGAAUGAGGCUCAGAAGAAUUGGCCUGUGUUUUGGCAGUCCCUUCGCGGUGGAUCUAAAAAGGACUAAUUAACAACUUACGCUCUUUCAACAAUUUUUCCUCCUAUACUAGUAAAUUUUGGACCUUUUUUAUUA